Messenger RNA from Botrytis fragariae, 432 nucleotides. RefSeq lists its product as uncharacterized. Bases 1 to 432 code for a protein of 143 amino acids. The record is from RefSeq and is a predicted model, not a curated record. NCBI's taxonomy places the organism in Eukaryota, Fungi, Ascomycota, Leotiomycetes, Helotiales, Sclerotiniaceae. The transcript has a single exon.
AUGGUCGAGCCCCCGUUUAUCCAACUAUCGGUAGAAGGAAAGGGUGAUAUUCCAGAAUGGAAUGGGAAUACGACAAAAGUGUCUGCCAACCCAGAUAAAACCUUUACAGCCAUUACUGAAGUAAAGCAAAAGUUUCAGACGGUUCAGGGUAUUGCAUCACAUAUGCGCAUCGUGCAAACCAGUAUAUUGUGGCAAGUUGAUCAUAACGUUGAAGUCAACGAUAUAAUAGGAAAUUCUGUCUGGAUCUUGCUAUAUUGUUGGAAGAGGGAUGUCCUUUCGCAUCAUCGAGUCGCUGUAGCAAAGGCUCAAAGGCCCACUCAGCAUGCAAACCUCCAGCAUGGAAGUUUGAGUGCUCUGUCAGGCUUCGAUGAAAGAUCCGUAGACACUCUGCUUUGCUGUUUGAUCCCUUCGUUAAUGAACAUGAACCUGUGA